Messenger RNA from Hibiscus syriacus, 1366 nucleotides. Its product is annotated as F-box protein SKP2A-like. Gene Ontology annotation, cellular component: SCF ubiquitin ligase complex. The coding region runs from base 129 to 1244 and encodes 371 amino acids. The transcript is spliced from 5 exons. NCBI's taxonomy places the organism in Eukaryota, Viridiplantae, Streptophyta, Magnoliopsida, Malvales, Malvaceae. Gene Ontology annotation, biological process: SCF-dependent proteasomal ubiquitin-dependent protein catabolic process. The record is from RefSeq and is a predicted model, not a curated record. Gene Ontology annotation, molecular function: protein binding.
UCUUUUCCCUAUGCCUCUUUUUCAGGAAACAGAAGCAAAAGGCCAAAUAAAUUAGUAAACAAUACGAGGAAAACAAAGAAAACCCAGAAAAAUAAGGAUUAAGGGAAAAUAAAAAGAGGGAUUGAAAGAUGAUUGCCGAAGUGGGAAAUGAAGACUUGAACUUAUGCUUUGAGAAGCUGAUGAUGGUUGCAGCUGGACAUGAUGGUGUUAAGGGAGUUAAGAUGAACGGUGUAGGGAUCGCCGAGUGGAAAGACAUCCCAUUGGAGCUUCUGUUGAGAAUCGUUAUGCUCGUCGAUGAUCGGACGGCUAUCGUCGCUUCCGGUGUUUGUAGCGGGUGGAGGGAUGCCAUUUGCUUCGGCCUUACUCGACUCUGUCUCUCAUGGUGCAGAAAGAACAUGAACAACUUGGUUCUGUCUCUUGCGCCGAAAUUCACCAAGUUGCAAACCCUGAUAUUGCGCCAAGAGUAUCCACAGCUCGAGGAUGAUGCCGUCGAGACUAUUUCGAAGUACUGUCAAGAUCUGCAGGAUCUGGACCUCAGCAAGAGUUUCAAGCUUAGUGAUCGCUCGUUGUAUGCGUUGGCUCACGGUUGUCCUAACCUUAAAAGGCUUAACAUCAGUGGCUGCACAUCGUUUAGCGGCGAAGCUCUAGCGUAUUUGACUAACUUUUGUCUGAAAUUAAAAAUAUUAAACCUCUGUGGAUGUGUUAAAGCUGCAACUGAUCAUGCAUUGCAGGCUGUUGGACGAAACUGCAAUAUGUUGCAGUCUUUAAAUCUGGGAUGGUGUGACAACUUCGGUGAUAUCGGAGUCAUGAGUUUAGCAUAUGGAUGCCCUGAUCUUCGGUGCCUGGACUUGUGCGGUUGUGUUCGCAUAACAGAUGAUAGCGUGAUUGCUUUAGCAAACGAAUGUGUCCAUUUGAGGUCGCUCGGACUGUACUAUUGUCGUAACAUCACAGACAAGGCUAUGUACUCGCUGGCUCAAAGCAGAAUGAAGAACAAGGGUUCAAUGUGGGAGUCGAUGAAAGGUAGAUAUGAUGACAAUGGCCUGAAAAGUCUGAAUAUAAGCCAGUGUACGGCCCUGACUCCUUCAGCCGUCCAGGCGUUAUGCGAUGCAUUUCCUGCACUUCAUACCUGCUCCGGAAGGCAUUCCCUUGUUAUGAGUGGCUGCCUGAACUUAACGUCCGUUCAUUGUGCUUGUGUGGUUCAAGCUCAUCGUCCGUUCAACAGUAUUUCCCAUACUGCUCAUUGACACAAUGACAGGGACGUAGAAUGUUCAUUUCUACAUCAUUUCUAUAUAUUUAUAUAUGUAUGUGUAUGUAUGAAUGCGGAGACUUUUGAGUUCAUGGUAAUAAUCAUUAUCAUUGUAAAUUA